Oreochromis aureus is the source of this 4858-nucleotide messenger RNA. Its product is annotated as anthrax toxin receptor 1-like. Lineage: Eukaryota; Metazoa; Chordata; Actinopteri; Cichliformes; Cichlidae. The transcript has 17 exons. Bases 2214 to 3785 code for a protein of 523 amino acids. Gene Ontology annotation, molecular function: signaling receptor activity. Gene Ontology annotation, cellular component: membrane. The record is from RefSeq and is a predicted model, not a curated record.
GUUAGACUUCUAGGGUUUGUGGAUCUUUCUGCUGGAUGGCCUUGCCCUUUACAAAAACAGCAAAUAUCAGUGGGAGGGUGCAUGGGGCUCUUCUCAUCUCUACAUAAUACUGUGUUGAAACCACUGAUGAGAGGGUCCCAACAACAGUGAGCUCCACAGCACUCGUGCUUUGUCUCUCUCCUCCUCUUCACCCUCUGAGUUAAGCUCGUUGCUCUCCAUUGGAUCAUUGCUUUUUAUGCUUCAAGGAUCUGUGCAGGACCGAAAGAAGUUUCUGCAGGGAGGAUUAAAACUUUGAAAACAACUGAUGCUGGUUUCCUUCAUCAUCUGAUCUUUAUGAGACUUUUGUUUUUGUUUUUUUCUGGAAUAAUGCCUUUGUGCUGGAAGAGAAGCUCCUGGUUGCCAGUGGUGUUUGGGACUGCGCUGGUCGUUCUUACUGCUGGUAAUGCUGGACCGAAUCAGGACAGGAGGCAGCCUCAGUCAUCCUCGUGCUUUGGAGGCUUUGAUCUCUACUUUGUUUUGGAUAAGUGAGUGAACUGACUUACAAUACCUGAUUUUCUAUUGAUAACUGAAAGCAGUUCAUGAUUUAAAAAAAAAAUCGAGGAAGAAGCUUUUGUUGUCGAAACAAUUUGGUGUCUGGCUUUGUUUCUACCUCCAGUAAGGAUUCUUUCCAUCCUGAAAACUUGAGAAAGUUCUCUAGCUAAACAUUUUAUGCAUUGUUAUGAAAUCAUACUUAUGCACAAAGUUUAAAAUGCACAUUUACUUUAUGCAUAAAAGAAUUGUGGUUUUUGUGCCCCCUAUAGCAAUAAAAUCAUGGUUUUGCCAAGUGUUUUUAUGAUGUCAUCACCUCAUUUGGUAUCAUUAUGAGUCUGGUGUCAUGCAAUGCAGGAAAAUGGGUUAGUGAUGCAAUGUUUUCAUUACAUCUUAAUCUACACUUCAGUGUGGCUGCAUGUCUACGGAGGGUAAAGAUUAUUGGUGUGAUUAUUGCUCCAUUUAACUGUCAGCUGCAGUUACAGUGCUGUGUUUGGUGUACAUGCAUACCUCACUAGCAAGUGAAAAGCUUUUCUGGAUAAUUAAGUUUCUUCAUAUUCUCAGAUUUUCAAAUUCUGUGUAUCUUAGGGAGUCAUAAUGAGAAGUGAUUUGGACACAAGUCAUGAUUUAGAAACCAUUUCCCUGUUUAUCUAAGUUCAGUUUGAGUUAUCUUUGUUUUUCAUUCAGCAGUGCAGCAAAGACAGCUGUACAACUCUGCAAAGUGGCACAAACCUCCCACAAUAAUCUAUCACAAUUACAUUUGACAGUUUUUUGGAGGGGGCAUGACGUGGACUCUUUUCAUUUUGCAGGUUUCUGCAGGCAGCACAUGAUGCAUUGAUAAGUUAAACCUGAACUUUGAUGCUCUGCAAAUUUAGAAUUUUCCCAACUAAUCCUUUUAGGGUAAAUAACUAAUAACAUUUAAGGUAAAUCAGCUCAUAGCCUCUCUGGAACGGAUGCUUAAAUUGCUCGGGGAGUUGCCUUUGGACUUUAGCAGAGUACUUACCUUCUGACAUUUGUGUUUUUAAAUCCUGGUUUCAAACGACUUGUUUUUAUUAUAAUAUCACAUGCCAAACUCCUUGGCCAACUAGGCCAAGAAAAAAAAGAUCCAACUCAUUAAACCAAUCUUUUUUUAUUUGGAGGUUUUAAUUGGUGGAUUUUUCUUUAGCUCCAUUGUUUAGAGAGUCUCUACAUCCAGAGGCAGAGAGAGAUUUUCCAGUUGUCCUACAGUACUUCUCAGAGCCAAGUCCAGGCACACGCUGCUAUUUCUUAGAGGAAAAAUCUGGCACUUAUGCAGGAGUGAGCAACUGUUUGCAUUAGCCAUGUUUCAAAGACACAGGUUUACAGGUGCGCCCUGGCAGCAUUUGUUGUCGGGCAUUAGCUGUUCCUUUAAUUUUCUGUCUCCUCUCCAGGUGGGACUUCACUUUGCCUCUUAGCUGCGAUGUCCUCCACCUGCCCUCACUGUCUUCUCACAGUAUCUGCCUGAUCUCUCUUCUCCUCUUCUCUCUUUUCCCCAUGUCUGCACUGCCUUUCUCCACUUGGUCCAGAUGUUCCAGUGUUUCAGCCUGUUGGCUCAGAUGUUUGUGCUGGGACUUGUGUCAUGAUCUGGGAGCGUGCAGCAUCACUGGACUGAAAUCUAUCACUUUGUUGAAAAUUUAGCUCAGAAGUUCAUAAGCCCACAGUUGCGGAUGUCCUUCAUUGUGUUCUCCACUGAGGGACGGAUCUUAAUGAGGCUCACAGAGGACAGGGAACGCAUUCGCAAAGGACUGGACGAGCUUGAGUUGGUCCGACCAGGAGGAGACACUUUCAUGCAUCUGGGCAUCAUGAGGGCCAGUGAGCAGAUAUACCACGGAAACAUAGAAGGUUAUCGCACCGCCAGUGUUAUCAUAGCUCUGACGGACGGAGAGUUACACGAAGAUCUUUUCUUCUAUGCCGAGAGGGAGGCCAACCGCUCCCGAAGUCUGGGUGCCACGGUUUACUGCGUGGGGGUGAAGGACUUCAAUGAGACACAGCUGGCAAAGAUUGCUGACAGUAAAGACCACGUCUUCCCUGUAAAUGAUGGAUUUGAGGCUCUGCAAGGAGUCAUCGAUUCAAUCCUGAAGAAGUCCUGCAUCGAGAUCCUGGCAGCAGAACCAUCCAGUAUCUGUGCAGGAGAAUCCUUCCAAGUGGUGGUGAGAGGAAGUGGAUUCCUUCACGCCCGAAAUGUUGACAAAGUGCUGUGCAGCUUUCGAAUCAACGACACCCUAACUAAGAUGGUGAAGCCAUUGGUUGUGGAAGAUACAUAUCUUCUCUGCCCUGCCCCGGUGCUUGAAGAGGAGGGGAUGGCAGCAAAUCUUUAUGUCAGCAUGAACGAGGGUCUCAGUUUCAUCUCUAGCUCGGUCACAAUUACCACCGUGAGCUGUUCUGAUGGGACCAUCCUGGCCGUAGCUCUGCUCAUCCUGAUGCUGCUCCUGGUCUUGGCUCUCCUCUGGUGGUUCUGGCCUCUGUGCUGCACUGUGAUCAUCCACGAACCACCACCGCCAGCUGUGGAGGAUAGUUCGGAUGAUGAGGACUUUGAAGCCCCCAAGAAGAAAUGGCCGACUGUCGAUGCCUCCUACUAUGGAGGAAGAGGCGUAGGGGGGAUCAAAAGGAUGGAGGUUCGCUGGGGUGAGAAGGGCUCCACUGAAGAAGGAGCAAAGCUGGAGAAGGCCAAAAAUGCCAAAGUGAAGAUGCCUGAGCAGGAGUAUGUGCCGCCACCCCCUCGGGUUCUUAACAAUGGCAUGCAGAAACCGCUGGCGCCACGCAACUGGUACUCACCCAUUAAGAGCAAACUGGAUGCAUUGUGGGUGCUUUUAAGAAAAGGCUACGACCGUGUGUCUGUAAUGAGACCUCAUCCAGGUGACAAGGGCAGAUGCAUGAACUUCACCCGUGUAAAAUCCCCCCCUAGCUACCCACACUUCAACAAUCACCCAUCUCCCAUCUACAACCCCGCUGGCAGGAAUCCACCUCCACCGCAGGGCACCCUACCACCGACUCCCAGCGCGCCGCCCUUCUCUUCUCUGCCUCCAACACCUCCACCCAUUUCCACCCCUCCCCCUUACACACCACCUCCCAACCGGGCUCUUCCUCCAACCACCUUGCACAUACCCGCCCCACCAGCGCUCCCACCCACGCCUCCCCCCUGCGCAAUCCCAACCGGCUCACUGCCACCUCCUCCUCAGGGACCCCCUCCUGGACGAGCCCCUCCGCCUGCCCGCCCUCCGCCUCGCCCUGGCCUGUAGAAGUCUGGUGGGAGACAGGAGGUGGUCACACAAGACUGAAAAACAUAAUCCAGAGUUCCACCAGCACAUAGCCAUCUUUGAUUGUAACUACAAGUGAGGUGCAACAAGGUGCCAACCUCAGCAGGCUGUAGCCUUUCAGACUUGUGACGAGGAGGAACGAGGACUUGUUUUCAGCUAUUUGUCUACUUUUGUACACAUCUAGCCCAACAGUGCAAUUGCUUGGAUGCUUGAAUUACAUAGACAUUCCCUAUAAAUGAGAUCACGCGGGCCGGCUCAAAAACAAUUGACUGAAAACUGUAUGAAUUCUGACCGAGCAGAGGAUCAACAACUUGUACUAACAGCUCUACAGUUGUCUUCUGAAUGGCCAUGUCACUAAAAAAAAAAUGCCAGUGUAAAGUUCCUGUUUUAUAUAAGAGAAAAGAAAAAGACUCAUCCUGCAAAUGUUCCACAUACAGCAGAUUAAGGAUGAUGCAGAGGCAUCUGAAAACAAUCCUUUUUUUAAAUUCUUGAAUGUUUGCAUGCAAAAGUGCUCGAGUCAUCGUUUGUUCUUUUUUAACAUUUGUACUUGUUUUUAUACAUUUGUAAAUGCUUUCAUUUUUUACUUUGUACUUGUGUAGACCACACUCUUUUCAUUUUGGGGAAAGAAAGACAAUCAUCGGUGAUGACGGCAUGGACAGUAAGUGUACUGAAACAGCAAUGCAAUGUAUCUGAACUUCCAUUGUUCAACUCCUGACUCGCAAACCUAAUGUGAGCCAUAUCUGGCCCGUUUUCCGUGCUCAUUGGUGUAAACAGUAAAUUUGGCUUCACCAGACUUAUGGCUGGAACUGACCUGACCAAGAUGACUGUAAUUACAGCUGUAGGUAACUCUGGGAAUCAGGGAAAAGCUUUGCACAUCGUCUUACUCGUCCACCUACGGCUUCAAAAAAAAGUUGUACAUUAUUAAUGCAAAUAUGCGUGUUCAGUUAUAUGUGUGCCUGUGUGUGCUGUACAUUGAUGAGUCAGUAAACAAUCUUGUUUUACUUUUUUUGCAGAAAGUGUUUAAUUCCUCUGAGAAUAAAAUACGAUGAAAGCCA